AUGGGCCCUCCCCGGGAACCUUCAAGUCAAUCACCGCCGUCGUCGGCGAAAUCUUUACCUUACCGCAACGGUUCAAGACACGCUUCGUCCAAUCUCCGAAAGCUUUAUCGCAUAUCCGCUCAAGAUGUUGGCGACCCCCGCCACGAGGAACACUCCUAUCAUUCUGUCUCGACCGUCUUGCCAACCUCGCCCCAUCUUCCCCCUACGCCGCCUGGAGCGAACGUCGAGAGUGACUCGCCAGCUCCGGAGGAAAUUGCUCCAUCUAUUGAUGCAGCCGUCUUUAGAUCGAGCUUGGUGACGCCCAAUAACCAAAACAGUCCUCCGACUCCCGACAACACUCCUCCGCGCGAGCGCAAUGCUUCAUUCGUCCGCCCGUUUUUGGGCACCCAUUCGUCCAUGGCUUCCACCCAAGCGGAGUCAUUCACGACCGCCCGGGAAGUUCUCACCUCCGAUGUCGAGUCCGACGGGAUUGUGCAACGCCAAGAGCCUGGGUUCCUGUGGCCCUUGAGCUCCGUUGACAAAUUCGGCGCGACAGCGCAUCGGCUGCGACCCAGUGCCUUACCUCGUUCGCCACUGGUAAACUUUUAUGGCGAGGAACCGGUUCUUAGACGAUCUCCAGAGUCCCUCGUUGACAAACCUCGCUUUCUUGGUAGCGAAAGCAAUGCAGAACUUCAUACAGGGGCCGUACAGCUGAACUCAAGCUCGAGCUCAGAGGCGGUCCCAGAUGGCGAGCUUGUCCAUAUUCGUAUCGAUACAGCUCCAGCCAUACCGUCCGAAAGCAUCGGAUCGCUAUAUCCAGUUCGCCACAGCGUUGAUCAACAAGAAUUGAGCAGAGGCAAGAGUCUGCGCGAAAGACUACUGCAAGCGCAACGCCAGGACCCGUCUGCAUCAACGGAAAAGUUUGCGGACAUCAUUGGCUGGAACAGUUCUGUGCCAAUUGGUGAUGUGCCAGUUGAAGAACGCCGCUCGGGCGUCGAAGACAAUCGGCGUUUUUCUGGCAUCUCAACAACUUCAACAGUUGAAGCAUACGUCGUGGAACAAGCCCCUCUGCCCCGACGGAAGACAACGUUACGCCAUGUUAACAAGCAUGAAUCCUUGCGCUCUGUCAGCUCGCCUCUGCCAGCCUCAAAGAGAACUUCAGUGCUUUCCAACUCAGACUCUCCGCACCGCCUCGUUCACAAAAAGGCACGUUUAAGCAAUCAAAAUCGCUGGAGCUUCGGUUCCGAGGUAUCCAGGUCGUACAGUCUGGCUUCAAGUGCAGUGCUGCCCAAGACCGAAGUGAUCCGAGUUGCAGUAAUUCCAGAGAGGAGUUCUUCUUUGAAUUCGUCUGCCCACAGCAGCCAGCGGCAGUCGCUUUCGAAUAGUUCUGGUCGUACUCAUUCCGGCAAGGGUUCGGACAAUCCACCAUCAUCAUGGCAUCAGAAAAAGGCAUUUUCGGAAUCCGUUGAACGUGGUAGGGAUCCACUCCAGGCACCCUUGACACCUGCACGGAGUUCCUCACUAUCUGCGCCCACCUCCAGGGCCACGUCUAGGGCCAAUUCAAUCACUUCUGAGCACCUUCAAGUUCAAAGGAAACAGGCGGAGAAAGACUUACGUAAGACUCUGGAUAGGAUGGAGUCCGAAAGGCUGCUCAACAGCCUGCGCGGUUCGGACCUCGCAGAUGAGGUUCAUGGCCCAGAGGGAAAUGCCACAGCCCGUCCAUAUCGCAAAUCUUCUGGACAAGGGCCCAUCAAAACCACGGCUGUGGCUCCCACGAACCUCAUUGUUGCGUCUGGAGACGGCGAAAGAGACUCGAACGCGCUUGGCUUGGUGGUCCCUGGGACGCAGGAGUGGGCAGCUCUUCGGCCCCCAUCAAUAUUUGAUACACCGUUCUCCCAGCCCUCUUUUCAAUCUGCUUCUCCCGAAAUCAACGAGGCAAAGGCGAUCAAUUAUUUCCCUCACAACAAUCAUUCCCUGCAGUUGAUUGAGCCUUUCUCGAUUGCAGAAUCAAGGGCUGUUCGGGAGGUUCAGAAGCAGAAUCUGCCAGAAAUCGAAGUGGAAUCUCCUUUGCGCCAUCCCCGACAACCUCCCCGCCCACCACAGUUCAAGGUAAUUCCGCCCACACCCCUCGAUGAGAGUGCCAAUCGUCAGCUCGGGGUCGACACGAAAAGCUCUAUGAAGCGUCCUGGCGGAUCGCGAACUCGAUCAGAAUCUUUCAUGAGCUCCAUUUCUCGCAAUCUGAGCUUGAAAAACGCUCGCAAUCGGAAAGCGGACCAAGAUCUUGACAACAAUCUCCAUCCAAUGUGGCGCCCUCGAGCGUUCUGGGAUGACAUCGACAAUACUCGCCCAGAAGGUCAACAGCCAGCACACGUACUUGCUGAAGGGUUUGUUAACAAUUCCUUGGGUCUGCCCCAAGAGAGGAUUGUCAUUACAGGGCCCGUGUCUCUGAUCCGGCGCAUCUCCGAACGUCGCAGGCAGAAUAGAGGGGUCGUGAAGCAAUCAAGUCAAUCAAGUCUAGCAAGAAUUCGAUCGUCUCGCAAAUUGCACCGAUCUUCAGGGCUAGGUUUACGCUUCCACCUCGCUCAGAUUGGAAUCAAGGCCGUUCAAGAAAGGAUGUUGCUUGCCAAACAGCGGAAAGAGGACGAACGGAGAGAAAAACGGAGAGCUGAACUUCGACGGAGCAUCGGAGCGAAUGUUGUCUCACAAGGCGACUCCCGGUUUCCAGCCAGCAACACGAGCUUGGGAAGAGAGAUAUAA
Messenger RNA from Cladophialophora yegresii CBS 114405, 2736 nucleotides. RefSeq lists its product as uncharacterized. The coding region runs from base 1 to 2736 and encodes 911 amino acids. The record is from RefSeq and is a predicted model, not a curated record. The transcript has a single exon. NCBI's taxonomy places the organism in Eukaryota, Fungi, Ascomycota, Eurotiomycetes, Chaetothyriales, Herpotrichiellaceae.